This is a messenger RNA of Cyphellophora attinorum, 1860 nucleotides long. Its product is annotated as putative transporter. NCBI's taxonomy places the organism in Eukaryota, Fungi, Ascomycota, Eurotiomycetes, Chaetothyriales, Cyphellophoraceae. The record is from RefSeq and is a predicted model, not a curated record. Gene Ontology annotation, biological process: transmembrane transport. The transcript has 2 exons. The coding region runs from base 1 to 1860 and encodes 619 amino acids. Gene Ontology annotation, cellular component: membrane. Gene Ontology annotation, molecular function: transmembrane transporter activity.
AUGGCGGGGUGGGCCGCGGGGCCUCCUGUCUCAGACGAUGGCUCGAGGUCGAGGACUGCUUCAUCAGCAGGCGAAUGGGUUGAGUUCGAUGAGCUUGGACCGUUGACAAUUGACGAGAUGCCUUUACUUAGAAGACAUGAUGAUGAUGCGGACGACCACGACUUGGCGGACGACGACCCAAGCACAGCACUGCGCAUGUCCGCGGAACUACCAUUGCUCCCAAAUCAUCCAUCUACAUCCGACAAGUCGCUCGCAGCGGCUGGUAGUCGCGGCUCAGGCUUCAGCUUCCGGCAACGGCGGUUACCACAUGACGCCGACGCUAUAGCGACGCAGUCGUCCGUCUUCGACAACCCUGAUACCGCCAAGCACUACCAGCCACGCUCGGACUGGGAGAACAUCCAUCGCUUCGACCCGAGCGCGCGUUGGAGCUGGAGCGAGGAGGACAGCAUCGUCCGGAAGAUCGACUACAAGAUCAUGCUGUUUACCUGUAUCAUGUUCAUGGUGUUGGAGCUUGAUAGAGCCAAUCUGACGCAGGCGGUGACUGACAACUUCCUGGACGAUUUAGGGCUUGACACUAAUGAUUACAACUGGGGCAACACAAUCUUCAAAUUCAGCUUCCUCUGCGCAGAACUCCCAUCACAGCUCAUCUCAAAAUACCUUGGUCCCGACCGGUGGGUCCCACUGCAGAUGACACUAUGGAGCAUUGUAGCCUGCAGCCAGUUCUGGCUCUCUGGACGCGGCACAUUCCUCUUCACCCGGGCCCUUCUCGGCACUCUACAGGGAGGCUUCAUCGCCGACAUGAUUCUCUACCUCUCCUAUUUCUACAAGCACGGCGAGUUGAGCAUCCGCCUCGGCUUCUUCUGGACCGCGGGAUCACUGUCCGACAUCCUCGCGAGCAUUCUAGGCGCUGGCCUUCUCAGAUUACGAGGCGUGGCCGGUCUAGCCGGCUGGCGAUGGCUAUUCCUCAUCGAGGGCCUGCUCACCCUCAUUGUAGGCCUCAUCGCAUUCCCAAUGAUGCCUCCCGGCCCCUGUGAGACUGCCGGUUGGUUCCGCGGUCCCAACGGAUGGUUCACACCCCGCGAAGAAACCAUAAUGGUGAACCGCAUCAUCCGCGAAGACCCCAGCAAAAGCGGCAUGCACAACCGCGAGCCCAUCACGCUCUCCCUCCUAUGGCAGUCCCUGACCGACUUCGACCUCUGGCCCCUCUACGUCCUCGGCCUCAACUUCGAAACACCCCUGACCACACCCUCGCAAUACCUCACCCUCAUCCUCCGCAGUCUAGGCUUCAGCACACUAACAACCAACCUCCUCGUCGUCCCCUCCCAACUAGGCCACAUCCUCACCAUGCUCCUCUUCGCGUAUCUCGCCGAAGUCGUCGGCCAGCUAUGGCUCUUCGGCCUCCUCGCCCAAUUCUGGCUCCUCCCCAUGCUAGCCAUAAUCUACACCUACGACCUGAACGCCAUGAACCCCUGGCAUGCAUGGCUCAUCCUCACCGUACUCCUCGCCUGCCCAAACGUCCACGCAAUCCAAGUCGGCUGGAACAGCCGGAACUCGAACUCGGUUCGAGCCCGGACUGUCAGCGCCGCGCUGUACAACAUGGCGGUGCAGACGAGUGGCAUAAUUGCGAGCCAGAUCUAUCGCGAGGACGAUCGCCCGAGGUAUCGGAGAGGCAAUCGCACGCUGAUUGCGCUUUGUGUGCUGAACAUCGGGUUGUAUUUUACUACAAAGGUGUACUAUACAUGGCGCAAUCGUCAGAAGGAGAAGACAUGGAGUGUGAUGACUGACGGCCAGAAGGCGAGGUAUCUUGAGGCAAACAAGGAGAAGGGGAACAAGAGGCUAGACUUCCGCUUCGCGUCGUGA